Messenger RNA from Condylura cristata (star-nosed mole), 2762 nucleotides. It is a transcript of the gene EMP1, whose product is annotated as epithelial membrane protein 1. Gene Ontology annotation, cellular component: plasma membrane. Bases 184 to 660 code for a protein of 158 amino acids. NCBI's taxonomy places the organism in Eukaryota, Metazoa, Chordata, Mammalia, Eulipotyphla, Talpidae. The transcript has 5 exons. The record is from RefSeq and is a predicted model, not a curated record.
AAAGAAUCCGCCCAUCCCACACCCCGGCACACCAGCUCAGGAAACUUAUAACCUCAGGAGGCAGGUCCUUCCCCUCACUGCAGUCACAUACCUCCACAAGAGCCCAGAGCAGCACCAGCUCCUGCCACACAGUCGCCGGGACCCUCAGAACUCUCCUUGCGCCCAAGCCACCAAAAAGCCAAGAUGUUGGUCUUUCUGGCUUCGAUCUUUGUGGUCCACAUUGCCACAGCCAUCAUGCUGUUUGUCUCUACCAUCGCCAACGUCUGGGUGGUUUCUGAUUAUGAAAAAGCAUCAGUGGGCCUUUGGAAAUCCUGUAUAGGUGGUAGCUGCAACGCAACUCUGCCAUAUGCCGGUCAAGAAGCCAUCAAAGCAGUACAGGCCUUCAUGAUCCUCGCCACCAUCUUCUCCGUCAUCUCCCUCGUGAUCUUCGUGUUCCAGCUCUUCACCAUGGAGAAAGGAAACCGCUUCUUCCUCUCGGGGGCCACCAUGCUGGUGUGCUGGCUGUGCAUUCUGGUCGGCGUGUCUGUCUACACCCACCAUUACGCCAAUAAAAAUAUAUACACGAAAAGUCACCACGGAUACUGCUUCAUCCUGACCUGGAUCUGCUUCUGCUUCAGCCUCAUCACUGGCAUCGUCUACCUGGUCCUGAGAAAGAAAUAAGGCUGAACAACCUUUUUGGGGAUCUGGGGGGUGGGGAGGAGAAAGCAGUUGAAUGUGGGAGGGAAAUGGAAAGUUUCUAUGCAGGAAAAACCAGGAGAGGGGAGGGGGGCCGGGGAGGGGAAGCCAGGGUGGGAGAGGUUGAAACCCAAAUUGUUACAGAAAAGGCUCUCUACUGUUGAGCCGAGUCUUGGGAGAAAGUAGCUGGCUAGUACUUUCGUGCUCCCUGGGUGGGGGUCAGAGAACUUCUUUCCUGCCUCCAAGCUGGGCCUCCAGCUGUUCUUGGUCAUGCGCACUGCCUAGGGCCCACCAGCUGCCACCCAACUGGCUCCAGUUCUAAGGGUGCUCUAAACCUUGCACGAGGACCUCAGAGCUAAGAUACCAAGUGAAAAUAGCGGUACAGGGGCCAGCAAGAGCAGAUGCUAUUUUGUGUUGAAUGGAGUCUGCCUGAAAGCCAUCCUGCCCUCUGACCCAAAGCAAAAAGCAUCCCAUUGUAGUCUGAAGGGCCUGCAGGAAGGCUCGGCCCUGAGCCAGCUUCCCUCUUUAGAGCAGAUAUUUAGUUCUGGAGUUCAGUGGUAUUCAUGACAAAAAUGGGAGGAAGAGAGAGCAUCCUUAGGCCAUGUUGGUGAACUAGCUAGAUCAAGAACGAGAACUUUUCCGAACGGAAGGCUGGGGCAUGGUCACAAGCUGGACCAGACCCCAUGCAGCUGUCCCAUGUGGAGACCUCUUGCAGGGGGCUUAGCUGGCCCCUCCCUGCCAGCCCAGGUAGCCCUGGAGUUCCUGUAAUGCCGCUGUUAACCCAUUCAGUCAAUAACCAAAGCUCACACAAAUGAAGGGAAAAAGGGGCAGUCUGGUAACCGUGUGACAUGAGGGUUAUGUUUUUAGGGUCUCGUCUCCCUGUAACCAAAAUAUUCUUUACCUAAAGGAUGGGAGAGCUAGACCUAGCUCCUUGGAAUACAGUCUAUUACUCUCCUGCUAAGUGUGAAUCUUUAAGGAAGUUUUGUCUCAUUAUCCAUUUUGGGGGGUCAGGGUUCCCGGGCUGGGUAGUAGCUCUAGCUUUGACACUGACUGGAGCAGUUGGUCACCUUCCAGAGGACCGGCUGAUCCCACAUCACAACCGAGGCAGGACAGUUCUGGAAGCUGAUUAAAACACACAUGAACCAAAACUAAAAUGCUUGGGUGAAAGGUGCUAUAGAACUGUCAAGUAUUAAGCAUAUUAGAUUUCGGUGACAAUAAGAAAAGAGUGCCUGCACUCCCAGGAAAAUAAAGUUCCCAUGAAAUACAUAAAAAGAGGUGAUGGGCAGAUAGGUAUUUUCUUUAAGCAAAGAAAAAAAAAAAAAAAAAAAAAGGCCCCCGUGGUGCCUAGUCAGACGGCUGCCAAGUUGUCUGCUGUCACUGGGGCCUUUCUACAAAGUACUUAGGGGUAGUGUGUUAACCCUGGGUCAGCAGGCAUUGCUCUGGCCUGGAGCAGCUAUUUUUAAGCCAUCUCAGAUUCUGCCUAAAGGGGCUUGGGGGAAAAAGAAAUUUUCUUUAUUUCCUUGAGAAGAUCUAUCCCGGGGAGAAUCGGAGAUAUCUUGCCUAUUUUACUUCUCCCAGAUCUCUCCUCAUCCCACUUCUUAUUACUUUUCCUUUGGGGGAAUUGCUAUGCCAUUAUUGGUAUUUAUGUAAAAGGACUAUUACUAAGCAUAUUUCUCUGUGUUCACUCUAGCUAAGGAAAUAUUGAGAGUAGGCCACCAAAAGACCUGGGUGAGGAGUUGAGAGGUUGCCAAACAAAAACAUUGGGGUGACAAACUUUAAUUAUGAUAGAAUUAUCAUGUGAUUAUAGAAGGCUGUCUUAUGUGCCGAAGCAUGUAUCAGAUAUAUCCAAAGAGAUACUUGUGAUAUACUGAGAAGUCAGACUGUGACUGGAGUGAACCAUAUAUUUCCUUGUCUUUUACUUUGUUUCUGUGACAUUUAUGUCUUAUGUAAUUUUCAUUACAUUGGUGGGUUUUCUAGUACUGUAUUUGGCUUCUUUAAUAGACUGAUAUUUCAUAUACUAUAACUGUAAAUAUUUUGAUACAAAUGUUUAUAACUGGGGAAAAUAAAACAGAUUCUGGUUCCCUUCA